GCGACUACAAACAAGUCGCUAAUGUUUGGAAAGCAGGGGAAAGAAGGUGUCGCUCCCGUCUGGGAUACCUACCUAUUACCCAUCAUCUCAGAUUCUCCUUCGUUCUUCUCAGCUCCUACAUCUAUUCUCCCUUCGCAUUCGGAUUGUCCAGUAUUCUCGCUCAACAUAAGCAAUUGAUGACUACGCCACUCAUAAACCUUAAGCUUCAACAUGGCAACUCUUAAUCCAUCAGCCGGUGAAGAAACACCUCUCUUGCCUGCGCCACCGCAAAUUUCUAGUGCCUCUAUGUCUGCGAGAUGGUCUCGAUGGAUCUCUAAUCGAACAUAUGCAUCCUCGAGCUCUUGCACCCGCCGGGCACGUUCACCUCACGUGAUAACGGCUAUCGUGCUUGCAUCUUUAUUUUGGCUCGAGUUUGGGGAGUAUUUGAUGGCAGUACCAGUAUUGAGAGUUUACGAGGAUAUCAUCUGCCACCACUACUAUGAUCUUUUACAGGGUGCGGAUUAUACAGUGCUGCUGGGAAACAUCGAUGAGAGCAUGUGUAAAAAAGAUGAUAUUCAGAAUGAACUGAGUAUUGUGGUCGCAGGAUCUCACUUUCUUGGAGCAAUAUCAGGCAGGUAGUGAAGGGAAAAUCCAAUAGCAUAGCUGAAAAAGGAGCUAAUUCAACCCAAGGUCUUAUUGCGACAAUACCGUAUGGUAUGCUUAUGGACAGGUAUGUACCAAUUUCCACGUACUAUUAUCUAAAUUUCUACAUAUAUUCACAAAUAGAAGAUUAUUCAAUAAGAUUUUCCUUUCAAAGAAAACAAUAGUCUAUAGCUUUUGAAGGUGAUCCAAACAAAAAUUAUACUAAUACCCAACAGAAUUGGACGAAAGCCAAUUUUCAUGUUAGCAAUGAUAGGUAUAGUCCUUGAAGCUCUGUGGGGAGUGGUAGUCAUGUGGUUUUGGCGUAUGCUCCCCCUCCGCCUCGUCUGGCUCAGUCCCGUCUUUACCUUGAUCGGAGGUGGAUCAAGUGUAGGAAGCAUGGCAUUUUUUGCUAUCAUAAGUGACAUCACUCCGGAAGCAAAGAGGUAUGCUUGUUUUCGACUUUCAGAUACUAAAGCAAACACUAACGAAUACAGAACUGAUGUAUUCUUCCUGGCAGCCGCUACGGAUCUUGUUGCUCAGCUAAUUGCUCCGUCUAUGGCUGCUAUCUUGAUGGCCAAGUCUCCGUGGAUUCCCCUUAUUCUGGGGUUAUUUUCCUUUAUCCUAGGAAGUAUCCUCGUAAUAUUCAUUCCAGAAACCCUAAACAUAAAUCAGACUUCCGAUUCGUUGCACCACACCUGUCCUUCCAACAAUGACUUCCCAAAUAGCCCAAAAUCACAAAAGUCCCUUUUACCCACAAUCAAACACCAGAUUGCAGCUAGUCUCCAAUCUCUAAAAUCCUCAAUCUCAAUUCUCAACUCUGCGCCUCUAAUCCUACUUCUCGUCACCUUCAUUCUCGCACAUUUCAGCGGUCAAUCUGUCGAUAUCUCCCUCCGCUAUAUUAGUAAUCGCUUCCACUUCCCUCUCCGCUACAGCUCCUUCCUCUGGUCCCUCCGCGCCGGAGUACAAAUCAUUCUAUUUUUACUCGUCCUCCCCAUCCUAUCACGCAUUAUGACUACCAGUCUUCAAAUGCCCCCUGGAAAAAAAGACCUCUAUCUAGCCCAAACCUCAAUCCUCAUCCUCGUCCUAGGAUCCAUCUUAAUCGCCGCAUCUCCAACGCUACCAUUGGCAAUUCUCGGAAUGGCAGUAUUUACUCUAGGCGCUGGAUAUAUCUCCACAACGCGCUCCCUGAUAACAACGCUAGUCGAACAACAACACAAGGGACAAUUAUAUGCGGCAGUAGCGGUGGUUGAGACGACUGGAAGACUAAUAGCAGGACCAGCAUUUGCUGAACUUUAUAUUAUAGGAUUAAGGUUAAAAGGCGCUUGGGUUGGAUUACCAUUCUUUGGACUAGGUGUUAUAUGUGGUUUGUCAGGGAUAGCUGUCUGGAGUGCUGGCUGGGUGAUGAGUAGGAGAAAUUGGAAUUGGGAAAAUGGUAGUAAUGAGAGUGUGGGAGAUUUGGCAAAUGAAGAGGAGGAUGAAAUUGCAGUAUUAAAUGAGGAAGUGGUGGUUCGAUGAUAGGAGGAGGAAAGGUGAUUUAGUAUAAUUACUAGAUUUGGAUAUAUUCAAGAUCUAGAGAGAUAGAAAAGGCGGUUUUCAUAUUAUAUAUGUAUAUAGAGACUGUUUAGAUUUAAUGUAAUAUAAUAUA
Molecule: messenger RNA, 2266 nt
Organism: Sclerotinia trifoliorum
Lineage: Eukaryota; Fungi; Ascomycota; Leotiomycetes; Helotiales; Sclerotiniaceae
Source: the annotation of a GenBank genome assembly